Symbiodinium sp. CCMP2456 is the source of this 2481-nucleotide messenger RNA. NCBI's taxonomy places the organism in Eukaryota, Dinophyceae, Suessiales, Symbiodiniaceae. The record is from the annotation of a GenBank genome assembly.
AUGCACCGCCUGCCAUGGUUCGUCUUCGCUUCUGCGAUGUCGGAGGCGUUUGCGCGCCUGGUCAGGGGCAGCAUUUUUUCGGACAGCCAGGGCGGCUUGGGCAGCAGCCGUGUCGACUUCGAUGCCGGCAUCACCCCCGCACACCCAGCGGGGUCCUCUGCCGGAUCUUGGCCAGGGGCCGAGCCCUGGUCUUGGGAUGUCGCUCGAUGUCUCUACGAAGGAGACGUUUUGGCGAAGCUCAGCAAGGGACUGGUGGCCGCAGUCUACUGCGGCUUUAUCGCCGUGUCCGUGCGCCUGGCGUUGGUUGGUCUGCCAAACAAAAUGCCCCGGCAUCCCAGCGUGGAGGACGGCUGUCCACGGAGUUGGGUGGUGUUCAUGGGUGUUGUCUAUGCAUUCAUCUACUUCACCACGGACCAGUACGUGCCCAGCCUUCCGCAGAUGGAGGUGGACCUUCUGGGCUCCGAAAGCCUCAUGAGCGGCACUGUGCAGAUGAACUUGUGCAUCAAGGCUGUCUUUGGCAUGGCCACCGCUGGCCUGUCCGAUCGAAUCGGCCGGAGGCCUGUGCUGCUCGUCUGCCUGACUUUGCUUAGCCUGGCAAGCUUCUGCUGCGGCUGUGCCCGCAAGAUUGAGUGGUUCAUCGCUUCGCGGCUGCUGCAGGGCAUGGGAGAAUCCCUGGAGCCAGUCAUCUUUGCCAUGGCCCGUGACUACUUCGCUGAGCCAUCCGAGCGUUUCGUAGUCGUCGCGGCUUUGCAGAUGAUGGCUUUCGUGGGCAUUGCCUUGGCCCCUCUUGUCGGAGGGCUCGGCGCGCAUUACCUCAGCUGGCGCGCUUCCUUUUUUGGCCUUGCCCUGAUCUGGGGCCUCCUCGCCAGCUACGCUGGCUUGGCCAUGGUUGAAUGCUGCCCGGACGGAGAGAGCCAAAGCUACCUCAGCGACCUCUCAAGAAUCUUGGACCCACACCUUCUUUGCCUCCUUCUGACAGAAAGUUGUGUCAUGGGCGCCUAUUUUACCUUCAAUGCGAACAGCAGCUACCUGGCAGAGGUCGUCAAACAGAUGCUGCAGAAGAGCCUUAACUGUGGAACCAUCAUCAACCAUCACAACAACUACCAGAAGGCAAGGUGGCUGGGCCUGUGGAAGGGAGGUUUGCUGGCACUGCUCUGCUGGGCCGGUUCCAACACAAGCUUGGCAGGCGCAGCAGGUCGCGAAGAUGGGACUUGCUGCAGCUUAGCCACAGCUCCCUCUGGCACGUUGCUAGAACUCCACGCGAAGAACAAGAGACUGCCCAAGCUGAAAAUCGUCUCGGCUGCAGCUCAGCUUCUGCUGGCCACCCCGUGUGCAAAUCCAUGCGACGGAUUGCAGAAAAUCGAAGCAAAGAACAAGGACCUCCGGAAGUUGCUGAAGAAGUUCCAAUGGCCACGGCUGAAGUACUUUUGGGCAAGCGGACGUACGUACAGCCUGCCUCUGCGAGCUGAGAGCAGAGAGCUGUCACACCGGCCGGCGAACGCCAGGCUGGAGUACUUAGCCGGCUUCUUCGACGGGGAUGGCUGCGUUAGUUGUCAGACGUGUCUGUCCGGAUGCAUGUUGGUGGUGGUGCAGUCUUGCGACCAGGCGGAAGUUCUCAUGCUCUUCCGCGAAGAGCUCGGUGGGAGCAUCUCGCGGCUACAAGAGGGCAAAGGUUUGAGAAAACCGAUGCUUCAGUGGCGAGUUUGCGGGGACUCGGCCCGACGAGCAGCUAGGCUCCUGGCACCACGCAGCAUCACUAAGCAGAAGCAGCUCUUGCUUGCAUCCCCAUGGCCCAAGACAAAAUCGCGAAGAGAGGGCCGCAAGGCCGAGCUGUGCGCUCUGAAGAAGCACGAUUCGGCGGUCUCUGGACCGUGCAGCUGGAGCUACUUUGCCGGCUUCUUUGAUGCAGAGGGCUACAUCAAGCAGAAGAACAGAGGAGCCUCGCUGAGUCUGGAAAUCAAACAAAAACAUCCCCGCGUGCUGGGCAGCCUUCGUGAAUUCGUGGCAACUACAUCAGGCAUAGAUACAGCAUUUCGGAAUUACACAAAACUGGCAUACUGCGUACUUUGCGUCAGCGGCUUGUCCAACUGCAAGCAGAUACUGCAACGCCUGUUGGAAGCCGGGUUGCUUUGCAAAGCGACCCAGGCGCAGCUCGCUUUGAGCCUGACACCAGAGAAUGCGGCUGAAGUCAGCACUGAGCUUGCGGGUCUCACUGGGAAUCAAAUGUGUGGGAAGAGGUUGGAAACUGCAGGCCAAGAGCGGGCAAAUAAGAUCAGCGCAGCACAAAAGAAAGCUGCCAGCUUCAGUCGACGAGGACUGCACACGGAAGCUGAAACACAACGACAUGAAGUUGCGGAGCUCAAGCAGGAGCACGUGCGACUCAAAGCUGUGCAUGAGAACCAUCAGUUGCUUGAGUACAUACGCAAGCUGCAGAGCUUGCAUGAGAAUUCGUGGGAGGGGCCGCUUGCCCCCGGUAUGUGA